Messenger RNA from Diaporthe amygdali, 2358 nucleotides. RefSeq names its product tp-dependent dna helicase recq. The record is from RefSeq and is a predicted model, not a curated record. The transcript is spliced from 7 exons. Gene Ontology annotation, molecular function: ATP binding; four-way junction helicase activity; nucleic acid binding. Gene Ontology annotation, biological process: double-strand break repair via homologous recombination. Bases 1 to 2358 code for a protein of 785 amino acids. Lineage: Eukaryota; Fungi; Ascomycota; Sordariomycetes; Diaporthales; Diaporthaceae. Gene Ontology annotation, cellular component: nucleus; cytoplasm; chromosome.
AUGAGUGACGAUUUUGACUCCGGAGAUGAUCUCUUCGACAACGUCGAUGUAGACAACAUCCUGCAGAGCAGCAAGGCCCAAGCCACAAAGCGCAAGUCGGCAGACAAGGACGAUGCUCCGUUUGCCGCCAAACGGCAGAAGAAGACCACCAACAGCUCCGUGCCCGGUCCACAGGACGAUGAUUUCAAUCCGGUAUUCGAAAAAGAGAACAUUGAGCUUGCACGACAUAUCUUGAACGAAAAGUUUGGUUACGAUGACUUUCGCCACGAGCAAAAGGGAGCCAUCAGUCGCACUCUUGCUGGCAAGAGUGCUCUUGUCGUCUUCCCAACAGGUGCUGGAAAGUCUCUGUGCUACCAAUCGAAGAUACCGGCCAUAGCCUUCCCCGAGCUGGACAAGUCCCGUGGCCUCAGGGAGCCCGGCCAGUCCGGGAUCACCAUCGUCAUCUCUCCCCUUAUCGCCUUGAUGAAGGACCAGGUCGAUGCCCUGAAGAGACGCGGCAUCGCUGCCGACUGCAUCGACUCGACAAAGUCCUGGGAGGAGCUCCAAGCCAUCAAACAGCAGCUGAGCAGGGGCGAGCUGAGGAUGAUAUACUGCUCACCAGAGAGGCUCAACAACGAACGGUUCGUCGUGAGCAUGAAGCAUGUCCCUGGUGGUGUCCGCCUUGUUGCCGUCGAUGAGGCUCAUUGCAUCUCGGAGUGGGGCCAUUCUUUCAGACCAGAGUAUCUCAAAGGUUGGAUUGAUCCCAUGUCUUCUUCUGCCAUCAUUGUUGCCCGCUUUGUUGAAGAAAUCAACGCAGAACGUGUAGUCUGUCUGACCGCUACCGCAACUGCAAAAGUAGCAGAGGAUGUUUGCAAAGCAUUUGACAUUGAUGAGACAGGCGUCUUCCGGACUUCACCUUAUCGACCGAAUCUUAAUCUCUUUGCCGAGUCUGUGAAAAUCCCAUCACAAAAAUUCCAAAAGCUGUGUGGCUUCUUGCAGAAGAAUCCAGGGCCUACCCUGGUUUAUGUCACCAUUCAAAAGGAGUCUGAGGACCUCGCCUUGAGGCUGCGAGAGCACAAGUUCGAUGCAACAGCCUUUCAUGCGGGCAUGAAGGUGGAGCAGAAGACUAAAGUCCAGGACGACUUCAUGGCAAACCGUGUCCGGAUCGUCAUCGCCACAAUUGCAUUCGGAAUGGGAGUAGACAAAGCUGAUAUCCGUAAUAUCGUCCACUACACCCAAGCAUCCACAGUUGAGGAGUAUAGCCAGCAAAUUGGCCGCGCGGGAAGAGAUGGAAGACAGAGCAACUGCAUGUUCUACCUUUGUAACUCCGAUUCCUACAUCCGCGAGAACUUUGCAAGAGGGGACUUGCCGUCUUACGAGCCGUUCCGAAAGCUGAUAGGAGAUAUUUUCAAUGACGAGGUCACAGCUCUUGGGGUCGGCGCCACGUUCAAAAAGGACAUCAGGGCUCAAAUGAAUGAGUUUGACAUUCGGCAAAGCCCCUUGAGCAUCAUCUACGCCACCCUCGAGCUCCACUACAACUUGAUCCGGGCCAUUACCCCAGAAUACAGCAACUACUCCUUCGAGACAACAGGACCCUACCACAUGUUCAUGGACAGAAUGGCGAAGAGCGACCGCCCAGAAGCCAGGGCCAUCCUCGAAAACUCAGACAAGAAGACCAAACUUACCCAUGUCGAUGUAAACGCGAUAGUGCGGAAGACAGGCUACCUCCGCGCCGACAUCAUCCAAAUCCUCGACCACCUAGACCGCGACAACAUCAUUAAGCUCACAGCAAAAGGCGUGGUCCCCAAGUUCCGCGUGCUACGGAAGCUCCCUUCUAGCGACGCGCAGCUGGACGAGCUUGCGCGCAAGAUGUACGUGGACCUCGAGCAGCGGGAGCGCGAUGCCCUGACGCGUUGCAGGGAGGUGCUGGAGCUCAUCACGGGCGAGCGGUGCUUUGCCGUGGCGCUGGCGGAGCACUUCGGCAUGGGGCUGCCGGACGGAAAGGACGAGUGUGGGCACUGCACGUUCUGCAUCUCAGGCGGGAAGCGUGUCGAGUUGCCACCUCAGGAGACGAAGCCGCUCGACAGGGAGGGCAUCCGCGACGUGCUGGCGUUGUGCCCUGUGCGGGACGACCCGCGGUUCCUGGCGCGUGUCGCGUUUGGCAUCAUGAGUCCGCGUGUGAGGGAGUUGAAGCUGCACCAGACUCCUGUGUGGGAGUCGAUGCAGGACCAGGACUUUGAUGCCAUUCAAGCGCACAUCUUCUGUGGUCGAGGACUCAUCGAAGGCAAGUCGUGGGUCACGCGGAUCAUACGGGAGAGGGAGAGGGUCAUCCGCGAGAGGGCGUGGCUCAUAUGGGCGUGGUCGAGGCUGAUGAACUAG